Molecule: messenger RNA, 1011 nt
Organism: Seminavis robusta
Lineage: Eukaryota; Bacillariophyta; Bacillariophyceae; Naviculales; Naviculaceae
Source: the annotation of a GenBank genome assembly
AUGAUCCCACAGAGCACCACCGUUUGCAAACUAGUCUUGGCCUUUGCCCUGGUGGCAUCUUUGGUCCUUGGAGAAAACCUCAGAGUUCGUGAUGCGUCCACCAAGUUGCCGGAUGUGGAAGAAGGAGGUGGUACCAUUGGCAUGGUACGGACAGAAUUGGUAGAUGUGGAAGAAGGAGGCGGAACAAUUGGAAUGGCUCGCACCGAUGGGGGUAUGGCAGAUGUGGAAGAAGGAGGUGGCACCAUUGGCAUGGUUCGCACUGAUAUGGCUCUGCCGGAUGUCGAUGAAGGAGGCGGAACAAUUGGAAUGGUUCGCACCGAUGGUGGUAUGGCAGAUGUGGAAGAAGGAGGUGGUACCAUUGGCAUGGUUCGCACUGAUAUGGCUCUGCCGGAUGUCGAUGAAGGAGGCGGUACCAUCGGCAUGGUUCGCCUAACAAACUUGGCUGAUGUGGAGGAAGGUGGAGGCACUGUUGGUAUGGUUCUCAAAAGUAGCACAACUCACACUGCCAGUUUCCGAAAGCUUGAUUCGGCAUCUUCUGAUUCUGAGGAUAGCGGCUCAAGUUCUUCCGAGGACGAAAACCCAACCGACGCACCACCUGUCGCUGCACCAACUGAGAGUACAAGCCCCGAAUCGGGUGAUUCCGAGGACGAAAACCCAUCCGAAGCUUCACCCGUCGCUGCACCAACUGAGAGUGAUCCAGACGGCGACAGCAACAGCAUUGACGAGCUCAUUGACGAGGUCAUUGAGUCCGAUAAAAGGGGUUUUGGUAAUUUUUCGGCGAUCCUUGGGUACACCCUUGAUGAAGAUGGUCAAGGGUACACCGUUGGUGGUGGUGGUGAUGAAGGUGAUGGAGGUGCAAGUGCUAUUGAAGCUGAAUCUGAAUCUGAAUCUAACUCAAAAAGCGGGGAUGAUCCUGAAAAUGAAUCUCAAGAAGAACAGUCGCCGAUCCUUGCAGAGUUUCUUCAGCAGCACCAAGACAACGAAUAUCUGAAAGGUUCAAACAAUGCCUAA